GGAAAAUGGUUAGCUAUAUUCCUGCACUGGCAGAAGUCUGUGUGCUGGACUGAUGGUGACUAUCAUUGUGGAGCUGUAACGACCUCUAGCGGACAUCGACUUACCAGGUUACUACGGCGACCUGCUGUAGAUGAGUAAGCUGCAUACGGUUUCCCGAGUAAAGGGAUUUAUUUUGGCGAAAGGAGACCGGAAGUCCCAUGUUGUAAACUCGUCUAACUCGACAGUGGUUGGAGGUUAUUAAAGCUGCGGACUGGAGUCAGACAAAAAUAAAAUCAACAGCAGCGGCCGCAGCAGCAGCAAGGGAUCUAGGAGAAAAAUGCGUGACACCGUGACGCCGAAGAAAGUGUCCCACAGCAGGAUGAGGGUGACAGAAGUGGAAGAGUUUCUGAGAGAACCUCCGGCAGGUUUCUCCGUGAAGGCUCUCGGCUCCGGUUACCGAGUCCACAGCGACCCGGAGAAGAGCCUGGUUCUCAUCGACGACUUCUUCUCCUGCAGAGGGAAAAUUGUUUUCGAGAACUCGCUGGGAAGGAAAGUUAAAAUGCACAAUUUAUGGGAGUACACCAGCAUGAGAAAGAGGCUGCUGUCCAAGAGGAUCUAUCUGCUCAUGUCUGCCUGCCAGGAAAACUUCUCAGUGACCAACAAGAAGGCAGCCAGGGAGGUCAGAGUGCUGAAGCAGUACGUGGUGUCCAUCGACGGCAAAGAUCCUUUAAUCAAGUGGCAGAUGGAGAAAGGCCUGGACUGGACCAUCUCUUCGGUCGCUGGGGAAAGCUACAGGGUGGACAUUGACUUGACUCAAGCACUGGACAGCUGGGCAGCAAAAAACCUCCACAUCAAAACCGACAAACUAAUAAAAGUCAAACCAGUCUGGAGAGAUGCCUCCUUCACCCUCAAAUACUACUCUGACGCCCUCUUUGAUUUCCCACACUGGUUCGGCUUCAGCAAAAGAAACUUUAAGUUGAGCCUGACCUGAGCCAGCAGUGGAUGAGGAGGUCGGAAAAGUCAAGUUUACCUGCUCAGUUUUUUGGUGGAAGCUCGGUCGGUUUCCUCAGGAAAAGGCUGAAAAAGGAGUUUCUUGUUCAACAGAUGAACGGUUUUAAUAGCAACCUGCCAGGUGAAGGACCAGCCUACCUCUGGGGACUGCAGUAACUCACUUAUAACGGCAGUUGGGUUCAAAUAUUUCUUCUGUUCAGUGGAUGGAAACUACUGACAGGGACUGACGAGGAAGUUCUGGAUUCUUCUGCAUGAAAAUUAGUAGGCAAAUUAUGUCUAACUCGAUUUGUAAACAUGUUUUUUGGUGUAACCACGCAUUUACCUCAUGAAUUACAACUUUUGUAUAAAGGGUUAAAGGGGUAAUAUCUGUGCUGCUGCAAAAUCAAAUGAUGGUGAGACUUUUGUACCAAUGAAUCAGCAUUUGUUGAUGAGACAUUUUUUAUUUUUUACCAAACUCAAAUACAAUAAAUGCUCUUUUACAAACACACACACAAAAAAGAA
Seriola aureovittata is the source of this 1491-nucleotide messenger RNA. Its product is annotated as mesenteric estrogen-dependent adipogenesis protein-like. The transcript is spliced from 6 exons. The record is from RefSeq and is a predicted model, not a curated record. Bases 317 to 970 code for a protein of 217 amino acids. Lineage: Eukaryota; Metazoa; Chordata; Actinopteri; Carangiformes; Carangidae.